AUGUCCUUGCAAAGUCCAAAUGGUGUUGGGAGCUCUGAAUUGCUCUACCAGCAACUCCCGUUAAACGAACUUGAGAUCCGUCUUUUGAGGCUAGAGUCGGGCGCGGGGUCAACAGAGAUUCGAGCUUCGCUGAUCAAAUGUCGCCUACUUGACAUCAAGGCUGGAGGCCCCUUUUUUGAAGCCCUGUCGUAUACCUGGGGCCAGACUUCAAUUACCAAAGAUAUCAUCAUCAAUGGAAUAAAGUUUCCAGUUACCGAAAAUUUGUACGCAUUCUUGGAAGAAUACCAGGAGGCGGGUUUAGAUGCCGACCUAUGGAUAGAUGCAAUAUGCAUCAAUCAAAAGGACCUCUUGGAAAAAAACCAUCAGAUCCCAAUGAUGAACUUGAUCUACUCAGCCGCCAGGGCGCUAAUUAUCUGGCUUGGAGAGUCAUCAUCCGAUAGCGAUCUGGCAAUGGAAUGGAUCGACUAUCUAGGCCGUGAGUCUGCCUAUGACAAGAUGCCCAAUAUACCAAACAACGCUUGGCAAGCUAUGCAGAGUUUGCUUGAACGCCCAUGGUGGAGGCGCAUCUGGAUA
This is a messenger RNA of Trichoderma virens Gv29-8, 573 nucleotides long. RefSeq lists its product as uncharacterized. The annotation marks the transcript as partial. Lineage: Eukaryota; Fungi; Ascomycota; Sordariomycetes; Hypocreales; Hypocreaceae. The transcript has a single exon. The record is from RefSeq and is a predicted model, not a curated record.